Octopus sinensis (East Asian common octopus) is the source of this 1097-nucleotide messenger RNA. RefSeq names its product histone-lysine N-methyltransferase EHMT1-like. Lineage: Eukaryota; Metazoa; Mollusca; Cephalopoda; Octopoda; Octopodidae. Gene Ontology annotation, molecular function: protein binding. Bases 141 to 1052 code for a protein of 303 amino acids. Gene Ontology annotation, cellular component: nucleus; cytoplasm. The transcript has 7 exons. The record is from RefSeq and is a predicted model, not a curated record.
AAGGGAAAAGAGAGAGAAAGUGAGAAAAGAAAGAGAAGGAAAGAAAUGAAAGAGGGAGAUAGAGAGAGAAAGAAGGAGAGACAGAGAGUGAGAGACAAAGAGAAAAGAGAGAGAGAGUAAAUGGAAUUUCUCUAUUUCACAUGUCCUCACUUUCUUCAUUACAGAUUAAUAAACCUAUUCAUGGAUCUGGACCAACUCCUUUAAUGUGGGCCUGUGACGUGGGCGCCGAUAGAAGAAUCAUCGAAAUAUUGAUAGAAUCAGGAGGCGAGGUGGGAAGAAAAGACCCAAUUGGUCGUACAGCUUUACAUUGGGCUGUGUAUUGUCAUAAUCUUGAAGUCGUGGAACUCUUACUAUCACGGGGAAGCGACAUAAAGGGGAAGGACGAUGAUGGCUGGACUCCUCUCCAUUUGGCUGCAGCGAAUGACCGGAGAGAUGGCGUUGCAUUCCUAUUAAAACAGACCGAUGUUGAGGUUAAUCCUCGAGAUGAAGAUGGUCAAACACCGCUGCACCGGGCCUGUUAUAAGGGAAGCUUGCACACUGUCGAGCUGUUGUUGGGUCACAAUGGCAUCGAUGCCAAUGUCGUGAACAACAAAGGUGACACACCACUGCAUGUGGCAGUUCAGCGGCAAAGAUAUAAUAUAGUGUCAAAGAUGCUGAUCCAGGGUUCACUUCAGUUGGACAUUAAGAACAAAAUGGAAAGGACACCAUUGCUUGAAGCCGUUUCCCGGGGUCACCUCGGAAUGACACAAAAGUUAAUAGCUCUGGGUGCAAAUGUAAAUGCUGUUGAUGGUGAAGGUAACAGCUGUUUGCACCUAGCCAUGGCAACAAAAGUGUUUAAUUCCGAGGAUGCACCCUUGGAUUUACUAAACGAAUGCUGCACUGCCCUUAACCUGAAAAUAGAGGAAAGGCUCUCUGGUACAGUGGUUGCGAGAUAUCUCGCCAGCCAGGGAGCGGACUUCCACCAUAAAAACAACAAAAAUAACACACCAUUGGACCUCAUUAAGGAUCCAAAUUUGAGAAGAAAAUUAGAAACAUGUUUACCACCACAGUAAGUAUUUCCUGGCAAUGGAACAGAUAAACCAGUACAUUUUCUAUUU